Molecule: messenger RNA, 2046 nt
Organism: Pistacia vera
Lineage: Eukaryota; Viridiplantae; Streptophyta; Magnoliopsida; Sapindales; Anacardiaceae
Product: probable protein phosphatase 2C 60
Exons: 5
Coding region: 523-1716 (397 amino acids)
Biological process (GO): protein dephosphorylation
Molecular function (GO): protein serine/threonine phosphatase activity; cation binding
Source: RefSeq, a predicted model, not a curated record
ACUAACUCCAUUUCAUUGACUCUCUCUCUGUCUCUCUCUCUCUCCUCAAUCUCUCUCCAUUACACCAUUAGACCAUUGUAGUGUGGAGCCCAAAACGGGACCUUUGCUUUGCUGGCUUCAAGCUCUCUAUUGUUGCCUCUUUAUGGGUCUUGUCUGCUUACCCUCAUAUACAUAGCAAGAGAGAGUAUUUGUAACCUUUUCUUAUUAGUUUCUGCCAUUUUUAUUCGCUUAGUUCUGUAACAAUCUCGUCUUUAUUAUCUUCACUGGAAGAACCCACCAAAGAAAUCACAACCCUCCUCGGUUUCUUUAUCUUUAGUUGAUUGAUCCAUAGAUCUAAUGCUUUGAUGAUUCCCAGAUGAAGGUUUCCCUUUUUAGAUCCUUCUCCGCUCAUCAACUGUGAUAAAUUUGUCAAAUUGUUUGUAAAGGGCCAUAAACUUUCACAACUGGGGUAUUUGGGGCAGUAUUGUUUUGAAUGGUUAUUAGAUGAGGAGAUUUCAGAGGAUUGUCUGGAUGAGAUGAGGGAUGUUAGAGGGGUUGAUGAACUUUUUGAGGGCCUGUUUUCGGCCAAGGUCCGAUCGAUAUGUUCACACGAAUUCAGACUCUGUGGGUCGCCAAGAUGGACUGUUGUGGUACAAAGAUUCAGGACAUCACAUGAAUGGUGAAUUCUCAAUGGCUGUGGUGCAGGCCAACAAUUUACUUGAGGAUCAAAGCCAGUUAGAGUCUGGCAGUUUGAGUUCUCAUGAGUCUGGACCAUAUGGUACCUUUGUUGGUGUUUAUGAUGGGCAUGGAGGGCCUGAGACAUCACGCUAUAUCACGGAUCACCUCUUUCAACAUCUGAAGAGGUUUACAUCAGAGCAGCAGUCAAUGUCAGUGGAUGUGAUACGGAAGGCAUAUCAAGCAACAGAAGAAGGUUUUACGUCUGUUGUUUCUAGGCAGUGGCUUAUGAAACCGCAAAUAGCAGCAGUUGGAUCAUGCUGCCUGAUUGGUGUUAUCUGUAAUGGAACUCUAUAUAUCGCAAACGUUGGCGAUUCACGUGCUGUUCUAGGGAGAGUUAUGAAGGCAACAGGAGAGGUGCUGGCCAUGCAACUCUCUGCAGAGCACAAUGCAUGUAUAGAGUCCGUGAGACAGGAGUUGCAGUCUUUACACCCUGAUGACAGGCAGAUUGUAGUUUUGAAGCAUAAUGUAUGGCGUGUAAAGGGCCUUAUACAGGUUUCUAGAUCUAUUGGUGAUGUAUAUUUGAAAAAGCCUGAGUUUAACAGAGAGCCUUUAUAUUCUAAGUUCCGCCUUCGUGAACCUAUGAGAAGGCCGAUAUUGAGCGCAGAACCAUCGAUUUCAGUGCACCCGCUGCAGCCCCAUGAUCAGUUUGUGAUAUUUGCAUCUGAUGGGCUUUGGGAACACCUAACGAAUCAGGAAGCAGUUGAUAUAGUUCAAAAUCAUCCACGCAAUGGAAGUGCAAGGAGGUUGGUGAAAGUUGCUCUGCAAGAAGCAGCAAAGAAAAGAGAAAUGAGGUAUUCGGACCUUAAGAAGAUUGAUCGUGGCGUCCGCCGCCAUUUCCACGACGACAUCACUGUAAUAGUUGUGUUUCUUGACUUGAAUCACGUGAGUAGGGCUAGCUCCGUCAGGUCCCCAAAUAUAUCAGUGAGAGGGAGUGGAAUCAACCUACCCUCUAACACAUUGGCUCCUUGCACGACACCAACUGAAGCUGGCGGUACCUGAUGAAUAUGUAUCUCAUGUUUUCAUAUGUUGUAUCAUUCUCUUGUGUGAAUACCAGGUAGCUUCCGGGAGAUAAUGAGGAGCAAGCCUUCAAUUCUUUAAUGUAUACUGUAACUUUUACCUGAAGACUAAUACUUGCAUUUAGCUACUUUGCCAAAUACUUUAAAGGAACUGGGAGAAGAGGAGUAUAAAUUGACAGUUAUUAUAGUUACUUCAUUGGGACAUUCUCUUCCAUGUUUCACUGUUUUUUUCCCCUUCUGUUGGAUCUUCCGCGAUCGGUUGUAAAGUUUACUUAGCAAAUUAAGUUUUUCUUCUUUUUUUCUUUUAUGAUAA